GCCAAAAUGAUAUUUACAGAUGCAUUAUUUUUUCCAUUGAACACAUAACGAAACAUUCAAUUUAAACAGGAUUUCAGUUGUAAGAAAACUAUUUGACAAUUUCUUUGUGUACACUGCAAAUUAAACAUAACAUUUUAAUAUGUCAAUAUAAUGUCAUCAAUGCAGCUGUUAAAAUUCAUGCAAAUUCCAGAUGCUCAAAAUGGUACAAUUGUUAUGAUACGACAAGAGCUACGUUUUUUACACUGCAUGAGUGAGUUUGAGGAAGAAAAUGGGUAGCCCCAAUAUCUGUCAGGAAGAAAACCUUCUAUGGUGCCUUUUUAUUGUGAAUGUUCUAUAUGUGAUUUAGUAAGAUUUCAGUGGCACAGCUUAUCCUACCUAACUGUGCAGUACUAUUCAAAAGCUUGGAAAUGCAUAUUUGAUCAAAUUAAGUGGGUAGGUGUGUCCAAACUUGACUGGUUUUGUAUUCGCUUCACUUUAUCUCUUCAACCAGAGGACGUUGAGGAAAGUUUCACUGGAGGCAGUGCUCUAAUCAAAACAAAUGCAAGUAAGAGAGAGGGGAGGGAAGGGAAAUGAAGGAGGCAAACGACUUUUACUCUUGACUUAGAUACCCUGGAAGGUCACAGUAUGAGGGGACUGCUGUUGAAUUUGAUGAUCAUUCUGCUUAUUGUGGGAAGCCUGCUUACCUUUCUCAUCUGGAUCACAUCCAUCAACAAUAAUUCGAAACCCUAUCAACACUAUCCUCGCAUGAAAAUAAUCUCUCAUUCUUCUGAAUCCGGUAAAAACCAUAGGGAAACCAUCAAUAAAGACAGAGAUAAUAUCUUUACGGCCGUGGAGAAGCAGGACGACAAGAAUCGAUUACUUAGAUCUCAGUUGAGCAGCACAUGCCAUGGUUUGGACAAGGCCAUCAUUACCCAGGCCAACACUCCACUGGGAUCAAAGCUUGUUUAUGAUGGGCAAAAGGGCAGGACCAUCCCUGUGACCUUGAAGAAUUUUAACACCUUUGCAAAAAACCCUUUCUCAAAUAAAACACUGCACACUUGUGCAGUUGUUGGAAAUGGUGGGAUCCUGGCCAACAGCAGUUGUGGAAAAAAUAUCGAUUCAGCUCAGUUUGUCAUCAGGUGCAACCUACCUCCCUUGUCAAACGGAUAUGAGAAACAUGUUGGCACCAAGACAGAUCUUGUAACAGCCAACCCAAGCAUCUUUCUACAGAAGUAUGAGGCUCUCAAAAAGAAUCAACAUAAAUUUGUGGAGAAUCUUCAAGUCUAUGGCAAAUCUCUGCUUCUUAUUCCUGCCUUCUCUUUUACUGUCAACACGGAUGUGUCAUUGCGAGCUUUCAGUCUGACUGAGGAGUCUAAAAGCUCCAUCCAAACAGUCUUCUUAAACCCAGAGUACCUUGAAGAUCUAAAGCGCUUCUGGGGAUCUCAGGGUUUAAGACCAUCACGGCUUAGUACUGGUAUGAUGAUGGUUAGCCUGGCAAUGGAACUAUGUGCAGAUAUACAUCUGUAUGGAUUCUGGCCCUUCGGUUUUCACCCACGUGACUGGCAUCUCCUGACUAACCACUAUUACGAUGAUAAACCACCUUUAAGAAACUUCCACACCAUCUCAGAUGAGUUUAUGAUCUUACUUCUGCUGCACAAUCGAGGGAUGCUCAGGCUGCAUCUGGAUGACUGUAAACAUUAAAAGCGGCCCACAUUUGUUUCACCAUAUGCUCAGGAAGAGGCCAAUCACACUGACAUUCCUUGAUAUGAAUGGACUGUCUUAGUGGAAUAAUACACCAACUAUAACCAAGUAUUCACCUUCGUCUGCCAACCUAUCAGCACCCUUAAAACUUGCACUGGCUUUAAAAUGCAAUCAGAAGACAGAUUAGUUCAGUUUACUACAAAUUUGCAUGGAAACCUGUUGCCUUAAACCACUUCAGAUUUUCAAAUCCUGAAACUAAACAUGCCAAGUUGUAUCAACAUAGAUGAUCGUUGGAGUUUACUCAAACCCAUUAAAAAUAACUUUUUUUUUCCCCUUUUUUUUUUUGGUAAUGAGACACUGUUAAUACAUAACAUAAAAUGAUAACCAAUCACUACAAAGAGAUUUAUGUUUAAACCAAAUCUGGGCUAAGAGUGGGACUGUAUCCAACGAUAAUGCACAAUUCAAUCCAUAACCUACUGUUUAAUCCACAGGUCUCUGUAUUAAUUUCAAUGCACAGCUGUAAAGAGAGUAUUUUUAAAAGAGCAUUUUUUGAAUGUUGGUUAAUACUAUGUCAUGCAAUGACGCUUGCAUGCCAGCUCAGAUAUUUGUUGUAUAUAUAAUUUGUGCACUCUAGUUGUUUUAUUAUCAAUAAUAUAACUACGGAAAACUGGAGUAAAUUAAUUUGAUUACAGAUGCUUUUACAUGUGCAUUAUGUUGGCAAGGACAUCUUUAUUUAUAAAGUGCAUCUGAUUGCAAAUAAUGAUCUUUUCUUCAAGGAAGAAAAUGCUAUGGUACUAACUGUGGUGGUGAAAUUGUGUUUGUAUGGUUUUCAUAAUGACCAGCCUGCUUUAAGUACUGGUAUAAGUACAGUACUGCCGUAUAUUAAUUUAGAAAUGAUGCCAUUUACUGUGCAGAUUUAACUGACGGUUAUGAGUGUGUAUGACUGUGAAAUGUGCUGGGCAGUUUAGUAAUGUAGAGCAGAUGUUGCUCAGGAGACAAAGUUGUUGCACCUUAACCUACCUUUAAUCUACAUGUGGCACAGUUUUGGACAUGAUACUGAACCCCACAUUAUCCACAUUCACAACCAGUCAAAAUUUUGGACACACUUUCCCAUCAGAUUUAAUAGGAAAAUGUGUCCAAACUUUUAUAUGUUCCUCAGAUAUAAGCUGCUUUAGAUAAAAGUAUCUGCUGGACAAACAUAAUAUAACAGCCGAGCCUAAGUUUGAGUGUUGACUGGGAGUUUUGUCAUGCAGAAAAAUUACAUAGAAAUUGUAGAUUAACCAGGCUCCAUAACUUUCUGUAUGUCAAAUGCACAGUCAAGUGAAUAUUUUUGUGAUUUUGGGACUUAUUUGUGUAAGCAGCACAAUACGAGAGGAAUAAAUUAAGUUGAAGUUACCAAAAAAUGACCAGAAAGAAAACUUAUUUAUAUCAGUGACUGCAGAGGAUACCAGACGUUUUUUUUUAUUUAUUUAUUUUAUUUUAUUCUUUCCCCCCAGGGAUCUCAGUUUGCUUAAUUAGGGCUAUUUUAUUUUAGCAUUUCCUUUCUGUGUUUGUUAAUUAAUUUAAUUUCUUUUAAUCUUUGUUUUUUUAAUGCACUUGUAUUGUGUUCUGCACCUUGCUGUAAUGUUUUAUAAA
Melanotaenia boesemani (Boeseman's rainbowfish) is the source of this 3315-nucleotide messenger RNA. RefSeq names its product alpha-2,8-sialyltransferase 8F-like. Lineage: Eukaryota; Metazoa; Chordata; Actinopteri; Atheriniformes; Melanotaeniidae. Gene Ontology annotation, molecular function: alpha-N-acetylneuraminate alpha-2,8-sialyltransferase activity. The coding region runs from base 625 to 1680 and encodes 351 amino acids. Gene Ontology annotation, biological process: oligosaccharide metabolic process; N-glycan processing. The transcript is spliced from 7 exons. The record is from RefSeq and is a predicted model, not a curated record.